Messenger RNA from Diceros bicornis minor, 836 nucleotides. RefSeq names its product interleukin 1 alpha (gene IL1A). Gene Ontology annotation, biological process: positive regulation of gene expression; inflammatory response; positive regulation of immature T cell proliferation in thymus. The transcript is spliced from 6 exons. Bases 1 to 804 code for a protein of 267 amino acids. Lineage: Eukaryota; Metazoa; Chordata; Mammalia; Perissodactyla; Rhinocerotidae. Gene Ontology annotation, cellular component: extracellular region. Gene Ontology annotation, molecular function: interleukin-1 receptor binding; cytokine activity. The record is from RefSeq and is a predicted model, not a curated record.
AUGGCCAAAGUCCCUGACCUCUUUGAAGACCUGAACAACUGUUACAGUGAAAAUGAAGAAUAUAGUUCUGAAAUUGACCAUCUCUCUCUGAAUCAGAAAUCCUUCUAUGAUGCAAGCUAUGACCCACUUCAUGAGGACUGCAUGGAUAAAUUGUCUCUGAGUACCUCUGAAACCUCUAAGACAUCCAAGCUGAUCUUCAAGGAGAGUGUGGUGCUGGUGGCAGCCAACGGGAAGACUCUGAAGAAGAGACGGUUGAGUCUAAAUCAUUUCCUCACUGAUGGUGACCUGGAAGCCAUUGCCAAUGAUCCAGAAGAAGAGAUCAUCAAGCCCCAAUCGGUAGCUUACAACUUCCAGAGCAAUGUGAAAUACCGCUUUAUGAGGAUCAUCAACCACCAAUUCAUCCUGAAUGACACCCUCAAUCAAAGUAUAAUUCGAGAUAUAUCGGGUCAAUACCUCAUGGCUGCUGCAUUAAAUAAUCUGGACGAUGCAGUGAAAUUUGACAUGGGUGCUUAUACAUCAGAAGAGGAUUCUCAAUUUCCCGUGACUCUAAGAAUCUCAAAAACUCAACUGUUUGUGAGUGCCCAAAAUGAAGACGAACCCGUACUGCUAAAGGAGAUGCCUGAGACACCCAAAACCAUCAAAGAUGAGACCGACCUCCUCUUCUUCUGGGAACGUUACGGCACUAAGAGCUACUUCAGAUCGGUUGCCCAUCCAGAGUUGUUUAUCGCCACAAAGCAAGGAAAACUGGUGCACAUGGCAAGGGGGCAACCCUCUAUCACUGACUUUCAGAUAUUGGACAACUAGCCUUGACUCUGGAGUCUACUUACUUGUGAAGU